Oncorhynchus tshawytscha (Chinook salmon) is the source of this 3007-nucleotide messenger RNA. RefSeq lists its product as uncharacterized. The coding region runs from base 149 to 880 and encodes 243 amino acids. Gene Ontology annotation, biological process: regulation of apoptotic process. The transcript is spliced from 5 exons. NCBI's taxonomy places the organism in Eukaryota, Metazoa, Chordata, Actinopteri, Salmoniformes, Salmonidae. The record is from RefSeq and is a predicted model, not a curated record.
CAUGAGCACGAAAAAAAAACGAGCAGGCUAUUUCUGGUUAGGCUACGUUUCAAAGAUAAUGAAAGUGAAAGGGUGUUGUCUAACAUAGGCUAGAUAGGUUAACCUACACGACAUAUUGUUCUGCAGUCCCUAUACGUUUUCUUCAAGCAUGGAUAAAUUGAGAAAGAUAAGGAUAGUUCUGACAGAAAUCUUGUCAGCGGAAGCCAGUUACAUCCUUCAGCAUGUAAACCAGGAGGACCUGGUGACUCCACGCGAAUACAGGAGCCUGCACAAUGUCAGUAAAAUACAUCCAGAAGAUUCCAUUGUCAGUCUGCUGGAUUCACUCCUAAUGAAAGGAGGAGAUGAGAGAUGCACUAGAUUCCUGACCCUGUUGCAGGAGCCAGUCAUCAGAUCAACCUACCCCAAACUGGAAGAAAUCAAACACAUCGACAUAGCUCCGGCACCCAGUAGCCCAGCACCCCCAGACGCUGUCCGAACCUCUGCCUCCUCCACAGUCCACACCUGUCGCCCAACCACAUCAGGUUCAAGCAUUUCAACUACUCCUGUGAAAAAUAAUAACCGGAGAAGUACCACUGCGUGUGGAACCAUCACAGACGUUUCUGAAGUGAAGAUGGGGAAGGCGGGGGGGAAAUACUACCAAGCUGUUCUAAACCAAGAGGAUGGGCCCAUGGUCAUUCUCAUUUUGGAUCUAGAGAAACGAAAUAACUUUCUAGGAGCAGAGAAGAGAAGGUCUUCUGUAAAGUUGAAGAGAAUCUCAUUCGAGAAACUUGGAAUAAACAAGUACCAAGAGGGGAUAAAGUUCACAAACAAAUCCAAAUUGACUUACACAAGAGCCAAAAACACUAUAAAGAUGGAACCCACUGCUGAUGAAAAAGAAUAAACACAUUUUUUUUUAAACUAGAAUGACAUUUUAAGGAUGACCUACUGACCAGACCAGAGGCAAUUCAUUAACUACCUAGCCUACAUUAUGUAAAUACAGUGCCUUCAGAAAGUAUUCACAUCGCUUAACUUUUUCCACAUUUAGUUGUAUUACAAGGUGGGAUUAAAAUUGAUUUGUCAUUUUUUGUCAGUGACCUACACACAAUCCUCUGUAGUGUCAAAGUGGAAGAAAAAUUCGAACUUUUGUAAAAAAAAAAAAAACAUGAAAAAUACAACAUUAAUAUAUCUUGAUUGCAUAAGUAUUCAACCCCCUGAAUAAAUUGGGGUUAUGUUAUGUUAAUAAUUUCUGGCAACAAUUACAGCUGUGAGUUUUUGGGUAAAUCUCUUAAGAGCUUUGCACACCUGGAUAAUACAAUAUUUGCACGUUAUUCUUAUUUUAAUUCUUUAAGCUCUGUCAAGUUGUUUGUUGAUCGUUGCUAGACAGCCAUUUUCAUGUCUGCCAUAGGUUUUAAGCCAAUUUAAGUCAAAACUAUAACUAGCCAACUCAGGAACAUUCAAGGUCGUCUUGGUAAGCUACUCCAGUGUAUAUUUUACAUUGUGUUUUAGGUUAGUGUCCUGCUGAAAGGUGAAUUUGUCUCUGAGUCUUAUGGAAAGCAGAUCGAACAAGCUUUUCCUCUAGGAUUUUGCCUGUGCUUAGCUCUAUUCCGUUUCUUUUUAUCCAAAAAAACCCUCCUUAGUCCUUGCCCAAUGACAAGCAUACCCACAACAUGAUGCAGCCACCACCAUGCUUGAAAAUAUUAAGACUGGUACUCAAUGAUGUGUUGUGUUAGAUUUGCUGCGAACAUAACACUUUAUAUUUAGGACAUAAAGUUAAUUUCUUUUCCACAUUUUUUUCAGUUUUACUUUGGUGCUUUAUUGCAAACAGGAUGCAUGUUUUAGCUUGUACAAAAUAAAAUAUUCUUUCUUCUUUUCACUCUGUAAUUUAGGUUAUUAUUGUGGAGUAACUACAAUGUUGUUGAUCCAUCCUCAGUUUUCGCCUAUCACGGUCAUUAAACUCUGUAACUGUUUCAAAGUCCCUGAGUGGUUUCCUUCCUCUCCGGCAACUGAGUUAGGAAGGAUGCCUGUAUUUUUGUAGUGACUGGGUGUAUUGAUUCACCAUCCAAACUGUAAUGAAUAACUUUACCAUACUAAAAGGUAUAUUCAAUAUCUGUCUUUAGGGAUAUUCAAUAUCUGUCUUUCACAUUUUUACCAAUCUACCAAUAGGUGCCUUUCUUUGCGAGGCAUUGGAAAACCUCCAACUUAUUAUGUGACUUGUUUACUUCUGAACUUAUUUAGGCUUGCCAUAACAAAUACUUAUUGACUCAAGACAUUUCAGCUUUUCAUUUUUUAUUAAUUUGCAAAAAUUUUGAACAUUUUGAGAAAAACAUUAUUCCACUUUGACAUUAUGGGGUAUUAUGUGUCGACCAAUGAUACAACAUCUCAAUUUAAUCAAUUUUAAAGGCUGUAGCACAACAAAAUAAAGAAAAAGUCAAGGGGUGUGAAUACUUUUUGAAGGCACUGUAUAUAUUUGUGUAUUUCAAGUAGCCAUUAGAGUUCCACACUUCCCUUAGGGCUUAGAACUCUACAAUGAUGAUACCAAUCACCAUAUCAAACCACUUGCCUAAUAAUGUGUAGCCCACUGCAGCUCAAAGAAAAUUGAGUAGUUACAGGUCAACUGUGUAUUAGCAUAUUGUUUGUGAAAUAAUUGUCACAACACAGAAUAACUAUUCCAACACAGUAGUAGCCUACUGUUUUUACAAAAUCACUAUUGGACUAGUGCUGAAUGCUCAUAGGCAGUUUUUGAAAAUGUCUUUAAUUUCUUCUCUUUUACCACAAGAUGGUACCACAAGAUGGGUGUUGAAAGUUACAUUUAAUGGCUGAACCACUUCACCUGCUGUGGACACUGUUCAAUAUUUGUUUUACUGUAACACCAGUUGGUUCAGCAUUAAUCUAAUUUACCAUUCUAAGGUACUAUGAGAAGUUCUAAGUUUCUCUUUUUGUUAUGGAUCCUUUUUUUUACGCAUUGUAUUUUCUCUACGUAAUGCACAUUUCUGUGAACAACAGACCAUAAAGUAAUAUCUCAUCUAAA